AUGCAGAGUAUCGGUUCAAGGAAUAGUUUGUGUAAAAAUCUAGAUGCGAAUGUUCUUUGUACAAACACAAAAUGUCAAAUUACCAACGAAGAGUUAGUAGACUUACGUCAACAGGUGGCGAAUCUGAAAGAAACGGUCGUGUCUCUGGAGAACACCGUGCAAAUGAAAGACACGCAGCUUCGAAAUAUGCAACAAGAUAACGAAAGGUUAUCGAUCGAGCUGAAGAAGCAACAAAGAUGCGUCAGGAACAUAAAACGUAAGGGUUGGAAAGUCUUUGAGUUUAUCGUGAUUCUUAAAUGCAUCGAAUUAAUUUUAGAGCAGUUGGACGACGAAAGGUUCUUUUACCAAAGGGAAAAGGAUUACUUCAACGACGAAUUGCAGCGACAGAAAACACGAUGCGUCAGCGGGGCGUCCAGGUUGCACCAGCAACAGAAGAAACUCGAAGUGGCGUGGGAUUCGUUGGAAGAAGAGAACAAGAUGCUACGGGAAGAAUUGAACGAAAAAGCUGAGACUACGUACAACCUGUGUAUAAAGUUCUUACGAAUGAAGUACGCGAAGGAUACGUUGAGAGAGAAACUGGAUCAGCUGUUGAACGAGCAUCUGCAAGUAAUGACGGACAUGAUGGAGAAGCUGGACGAGGGCAGAGGUGAACUAAAUAUCAUCGUGUCGGAAAAGUUUCAAGAACCACUCCCUUUGAACAAAGCAAAAUUCUUGCGGGUGGUCCAGAGGAAUGCGCGAUUAGUUCACGAAAACGCGAUGCUCAAAGUGCAAAUACAGCAGCUGACUUUGAACAUGGAGAAAUUGAAGAGUUACACGCAGAAGCCGAAAUUGAUCAACGUGGAUGCGAAGAUCAUCGCUAAAUUAGCAUCGCGAAAUGGAAGAAAGUGUAGCAAGGAAUCAACGAGAUGGCUGCCGCUUCAAUCGAACGUAGACGAGAGUGAAAAGACUGCGUUGCUUAUCGAACCCUCGAAUCGUCGGAAUCCUGUCGAUUACUCCGGUGAUGCAAAAUUAAUAUCGAAAAUACGAUCGAAUCGUUCAAGAAAAUACGCGGACACAACGGUACGGGAAGUUCAAACGGAGGGGACGAUAGAGUUUCGAAAGGAACAUGCACACAGCGCCCCGGAAAUCGCGCGGACGAAAGCUGAACAGAGUUGUUCAACGAUCGCUCUAACAGAUUCUUUGAUCGACUCCCGCGAUGCCUCCACGAACACGUAA
This is a messenger RNA of Colletes gigas, 1215 nucleotides long. RefSeq names its product trichohyalin-like. The transcript has 4 exons. The record is from RefSeq and is a predicted model, not a curated record. The coding region runs from base 1 to 1215 and encodes 404 amino acids. Lineage: Eukaryota; Metazoa; Arthropoda; Insecta; Hymenoptera; Colletidae.